ACUCCAGGUCAAACUCAUCGACUACAUAUCCCACAAGCCAUUGCUCCUUUCUCCAAUCGCGUGUUUUUGCCAGAACACGAGCGGCAGGAAUCCCGAAGUGUGGAGUCCGAAGAGUCCGGUGGAACAAGCGGAGAGUGACCGUCAGACCGCUCAGCGCGUGACACCUCAGCGGGGACUCGGGAGGCACCAUGUGGGCUCGGCUGCUGCUCGGCACCGGGGGCUCGGGGCUCGGGCUGCGGGCUUCCAGGGACGGUUUGCUGCGGCUGGCCGGUGCCCGUUGUGCGGGGAAGAGGCAGCUGGCUUCGAGCGGAGAAGCCGCCUCGAAGAAGACUCCGCUGUUUGACUUCCACAGGGAGCGGGGGGGCAAGAUGGUGGACUUUGCCGGCUGGAGCAUGCCUGUCCAGUACAAAGACAGUCACAUCGCCUCGCACAUGCACACCAGAGAGCACUGCUCCAUCUUUGACGUCAGCCACAUGCUGCAGAGCAAAGUCCACGGCAAAGACCGGGUGAAGUUCAUGGAGUCUCUCGUUGUUGCGGAUAUUGCAGAACUCAAGGACAACCAAGGUACGUUGUCCCUCUUCACCACUGAGAAAGGAGGGAUUAUUGAUGACCUCAUUGUGACGAAGACGGACCAGGGCUACCUCUACGUCGUCUCCAAUGCUGGCUGCGCUGACAAGGACUCGGCGCAUAUGAAGGCCAGACUGGCAGAGUUUAAAGCUGCAGGUUUUGAUGUGGAUCUGGAGUUCCUUGAUGAGGCGCUGAUCGCUGUGCAAGGUCCAUCCAUGGCUCAGGUGCUCCAGGAGGGGCUGAGAGAGGACCUCACCAAGCUGACCUUCAUGACCUCCAACUUGGCCACUGUGUUUGGCAUUCCUGGCUGCAGGGUCACUCGCUGUGGAUAUACCGGGGAAGAUGGGGUGGAGAUCUCCGUCCCCCAGUCCAGAGUGGUGGAGCUGACGGAGAAGCUGCUGGUUAACGGGGAGGUGAAGCUGGCCGGUUUGGGCGCCAGGGACAGUCUACGACUGGAGGCGGGGCUUUGUCUCUAUGGAAAUGACAUCGAUGAGAGCACCACCCCUGUGGAGGGCACUCUCGUCUGGACCAUAGGAAAGCGUCGGCGUCAGAACAAGGACUUCCCCGGCGCUGACGUCAUUGUACCUCAGAUCAAAGCCAAGACGGCCAGGAAGAGAGUCGGCCUGGUGUCUACAGGCCCCCCCGUCAGGCAACACACACCCAUACUCAGCCCCGAUGGAAAGGUCAUAGGUGAAGUGACCAGCGGCUGCCCGUCUCCCUGCCUAAAAAAGAAUGUAGCCAUGGGUUACGUGGACGCGGCAUUCGCUAAAAACGGGACAGCCAUCCAGGUCGAGGUCAGGAAAAAAGCAGUGCCCGCCUCAGUCAGCAAGAUGCCCUUCGUACCCACCAACUACUAUUUUGGAUAGGAGGGACACACACACACACACACACACUCUCGACCAUUCCUGCCCUCUGUCCCAUAUUUACCGAUGCUGCCCCCUUCAGUUUACCUCCAGCAAUGCAACACCAGUGUGAAGACUGAACGUCUUCAUUGAUAGUCCUCUGAGAGGAAAUAAUCCAAAAAUGCUAAAUUGUUGUACGAUACGGUAUGUGUCUCGGAACCUUUCCUUGCGUAGCACAUUAAAUGUUUAGCAGUUUGCCUUUGAGAGACUAAAGCAGAGAUGCAAAGUUCCAUUGUGUAAACUGAAUGGUGGUUUAAGGACAACAGGACCUCAAAUGUAAUAACACAUUUCAAACAGCAUGGGGACACCCUACGAACAGCUCGGCAUGCUACUUCACAUAGGGAUGCAUGCACAUGAAAUUAAUUACAUGCAGUAUGGUUGAGUCUGAGAAUGUAUGUAUGAUGUUAUGAGCUUAGAUGCUCUGUUAACACAAUCAGUAGUUUUUAAUUUGUUUUCUUCUAAUGUUUUAUAAGCGGACGGCAGCAUGUUAAAGUCAGAACAGAACCACUGAGGCUGCUUGAAUUCAUUAAAUACAAUGAUUUAAUUAACUUUUUGUUUACUUUGUUACCGCUGGACCAAAACUACAAGAUUCCAAAUGGUUCUACUGAUGUCAAAUAACUGCAUCUCUGCAUUUUGCUUAAAGGGCUUUUGAAUCCCACAGAGACACCUUUUUAUUCAUGUUGUUGUUAAGUCUUAAACAGCUCGAUCAAUGGAGGUCUUCCAACACAAAACUCCUGUCUAAAAUGUGCCAAUUAACAUAAACCAGUUCAGUUUGUGAAAGUGCCAUCUUUGUUUUAAUCAGGAGAUUUUCUUACAGAGUUCUUGUUUGAAGGGAAAUUGAGAGAGUUGUAGUUGAUUUAGUCAUAAACCUUUUAUAUCAAAUAAAAAGUUUUAUUUUAUCGUGAUGUAAUGAACCUAAAAUAGAAGUUUACGCUACAUGUGGCACACUGAGAUCCUAACUUGAAAACAAUGUGAAUUGUGAUUAUGUGUGUUCUGUCUGGCACCUUUUGAAAUGUAAUUUCAUUGUCUUUGGACUUUCUGUGGAGCUCUGAAUGAUUUUCAAAAAUAAAAAAACUAAUAACAUAAUUAAUAGAAAAAUACUACUACUGAUUUAUACGUUUGUCUUUGUCAUUUCUGUCUUUAAGGCGCAUUGUUGAUUUCAAUUAAUUUAAUUUUCAUGUAAACAUUUUGCAUAACACUUUAUUUGAAUUUAAAAUGUCUUAUGUCUAUUAAAGAAACUUUAAUUUACAAUUUAUUAUUACCCACUAUCAUUUUGUACUGGUUGUUUGAAAAUAAGAUUUCAUUUUUUUGGGGGGGACAUAUUUGGUAAAGACUGUGGCGUGCGUGUGUUCUGAGAACCCACGCAGUGCCACGGUUUAUUCCAGGGCCAUUCAUGCUGUAUACCACACUGAUAAGACCAUCAGUGGGGUUACACCUGAUGGAAGAUGUUCAUGCCAAAAAAGAAACCUGCUUAUUUCGGUGUAAUUGAGAUCUGUAGUAUAUUUAUGUGCAGUGGGAAAUUGGAUAGGUAUGUGUUUGCUUCUGGCCUCCACAUUGUAGACUUUAUGUUCCAUAAAUCCUAAAAUGAC
This is a messenger RNA of Pseudoliparis swirei, 3058 nucleotides long. RefSeq names its product aminomethyltransferase (gene amt). The transcript has 9 exons. Bases 189 to 1433 code for a protein of 414 amino acids. Gene Ontology annotation, cellular component: mitochondrion. The record is from RefSeq and is a predicted model, not a curated record. Gene Ontology annotation, molecular function: aminomethyltransferase activity; protein binding. Lineage: Eukaryota; Metazoa; Chordata; Actinopteri; Perciformes; Liparidae. Gene Ontology annotation, biological process: glycine catabolic process.